AUGCGUUAUUCGACUGAUGAAUUCCCAACACCGGGUCUAUGUCCAACCAAGGACAGUCCAAAAAUGGCCAAAGGUGGUGGUCGCGCUAACAAUACCCUUCCUGCGCACAAUCCUACCAGCAAUAAAGGUGAUGUUUCUGGUAAGCACCCUCAACGACCGCCCAGACCGAAAUUCCUGCCAGCACGGGUGUGGUUGCGCCCUAAUGCUUGGUGUCUGGCCAAUUCCGUGUGCCAGACAAAAGCAACUGCCACGACAUCGUGGGCGACAGAAUCAGAAUUGCCCCCCCUCCCACGGGUGAAACCCCAUAACUCGCUUCCCGGAUGUCGAAUCAUCUACGACACCGGUUCCACACGCAUUCACCUACUUUCACAGGCCAUUGAGGUGGGAAUGAGCUAUCUCGUAUUUGCUGACACACAGUGA
Mesocestoides corti is the source of this 420-nucleotide messenger RNA. NCBI's taxonomy places the organism in Eukaryota, Metazoa, Platyhelminthes, Cestoda, Cyclophyllidea, Mesocestoididae. The record is from the annotation of a GenBank genome assembly.